Messenger RNA from Penaeus vannamei (Pacific white shrimp), 2404 nucleotides. RefSeq names its product RAD51 recombinase homolog spn-A (gene spn-A). Gene Ontology annotation, biological process: mitotic recombination; DNA recombinase assembly; mitotic recombination-dependent replication fork processing. The record is from RefSeq and is a predicted model, not a curated record. Gene Ontology annotation, cellular component: condensed nuclear chromosome. NCBI's taxonomy places the organism in Eukaryota, Metazoa, Arthropoda, Malacostraca, Decapoda, Penaeidae. Gene Ontology annotation, molecular function: double-stranded DNA binding; ATP binding; ATP-dependent DNA damage sensor activity.
CAACAUUGCUCAGAGACAUGUUUACAUCUGUUUGAAGAAACUCAGCUGCUUGCGUAAUUCCUUUUAUUUUUUUGGAUUUGAAAAUUAACAAAAAUGGCAAUGAUGCAAGAGCGUGGUGGAGUAAUGGAGCAGGAGGAGGAGGCCGACAUGGGAGCUGGAGGACCCCUUCUCAUCCAGACAUUGGAGCAAAAUGGUAUAUCAGCAACAGAUGUCAAAAAGCUAGAGGAAAAAGGAUAUUACACUGUUGAGUCUGUUGCCUUUGCCCCCAAGAAAGCACUUCUGGAGAUUAAGGGAAUCAGUGAAGCUAAAGCAGACAAGAUAUUAACAGAAGCAUCAAAGUUGGUGCCCAUGGGUUUCACAACUGCAACCGAGUUCCACCAGAAGCGAGCUGAUUUGGUGCAGCUCACAACAGGUUCUAAAGAGCUGGACAAACUAUUGGGUGGAGGGAUAGAAACUGGUUCCAUCACAGAGAUAUUUGGUGAAUUCCGAACGGGGAAGACACAGCUCUGCCACACCUUAGCUGUCACUUGCCAGCUACCCUUAGAAAUGGGAGGUGGAGAAGGGAAGUGCCUCUAUAUUGAUACAGAAGGAACCUUCAGACCUGAACGUCUCCUAGCGGUGGCAGAUAAGUUUGGUCUCAAUGGUGCAGAUGUCUUAGACAAUGUUGCAUAUGCACGAGCGUACAACUCAGACCACCAGACACAAUUGCUGAUACAAGCUGCAGCUAUGAUGGCGGAAUCCAGAUAUGCUCUCUGCAUUGUUGACAGUGCAAUGGCUCUCUAUCGAACAGACUAUGCAGGCAGAGGGGAGCUUUCUGCAAGACAAAUUCAUUUAGCUAGAUUUUUACGAAUGCUUCUCAGACUUGCUGAUGAGUUUGGUGUGGCAGUAGUGAUAACGAACCAAGUGGUGGCCCAGGUGGAUGGAGCAGCCAUGUUUGCCGCUGACCCCAAGAAACCCAUCGGAGGCAAUAUCAUGGCCCAUGCAUCAACCACAAGAUUAUACCUUAGAAAAGGCAGAGGAGAAACUAGAAUAUGCAAGAUAUAUGAUUCUCCUUGUCUGCCAGAAGCCGAAGCCAUGUUUGGAAUAUACGCAGAUGGUAUAGGGGAUGCUAAAGACUGAAGCUACAUCCUGAACUUCGUUAAAGAUUUUAUAACGUUAUCUAUAUUUGUAUGCACACCAACUAGAGACAGAAAUAUUAUAAUGUUACCUAGUUUUGUGUGUAUACAAGCAACAAACAAAAAUUUUAUAAUGUUAGCUAGAUUUUUAUAUAUGCAAACUGCAGACUCUUGUUUAGUGGACCACUGUAUACAAUGCAUUUACUGUCAUUGAGCUGAUCUUAGAGAGGAGAGCAUGUAACCAAAUGCAAAGAUGCCAGUGUCUAAGAGUCUUGGCCCCCUGUAGGUAAUCUCAUUUUCUUAUGACUUAGUAAAGAAUAUAUAUUUACAUAUAUUGGAUACCACUGAUCACUAAGGUGAUAAAUAAUUUGUCUCUUCAGUUUUUUAUAUUUUGCUUGGCCUCAAAAUUCAGUGCAUUUUCAUAGCUGUUUUUGAAGAUCAGUAAGAAAGGCUAAUCUGCAUAAGCAGUUCCAGAUAAUAUGAUUUAUCUGGAAAAAAAAUUAUGCAGUAAAUAUGAAGUGAGUUUAAAUAUUUUGCAAUUUUGUACACCAUCAACUUCCGUAUAAUACAAAAUGCAGGCAAGUUUUCUUUUACAAAACAAAGGAUAUUAGAUUCUUUAUUGUCUCCUAAUUGUAAUUUUAUUUACUUUGAAACUACAGAUUAUAAACAUCAGUAAAAAAAAGGCAUUCAUAGUACUUAUUUCUUAUAUGUAUUGAUAUUAAAGAAGUCAAAUGAAUAAUUAAUUAUUUAAGCAUUUAUUUGAUUUACACCUAGAUUGCACUGAAAGCAUUUUUUAUGAAAUAAAGUUCAACUAUACUAGAAAUAUAUGAUUAAAUAAUCAAUACUUAUGCUGUUGACAGUGAAAUACCGGGGAGAAAAACAAAAUAAAAGGAUAUUAUAAUUAAAAUCUGUUUCAUGUGCUGUUUGUGUAAGUUUUUUGCCUUUUAUUAUUUCUUUCCCUGGCAGAAAAUUAAUGAAGACACCAAGGCAAGAUACUUUUAUUAUUUAUUUUCAGUCCUCUCCUCUUGACUCACACUGCUAGGAAAGUUACACAAGUGCCUUACAAUAUUUUAACCAAACAAAGAUAUGAAUAUAUAUAUUGAUAAGUGGUAGGUGAUGCUGGUAUGAAUUUAUAUUAAAAUAUUUUGUAUAAACCUUAAAUAUUUAAAUAUUGAUUUAUUAUUACCCUUUUGGUAAAAUUGAAAUCCUGCAAAAGUAUUAUCUCAGUUCUGAAAAUGACCCUUUAUGCUACCAUACUGUCCUAUGGUGCUGUAUGUCCUUUGGCCAAU